AGCUAAACAAAAAAUAUUUUUGAAACAUUGUAUUUAGAUGUAUUUUCGAGUCGAUUUGCUGUCAAUACUUUUCCUGACUCUCACUGAUAUUCUGCCAUUAGCAUGGGCCCGAUCGCUGACCGUCUCGCUGAACUUGUCCAUGACCCGAACUCUGGUUCCAGAUCCUCCAAAUGGAACAGAGACCAAGCUCAGCCAGGAUAUGCUGAGGUCCUGCAUGCGGAAGACCGAGAUCUCGAUGUCGCAGCUAAAGCUCUUUCACAUGAGCCUGGCCAACAGUGACUACAACAACGACAAUGACGUGGCUCCGACUCCAGUUCAGUCCAUGGGUGACGUCAACAACCUGGGCGACCUGGACUUCAAUGGCAACUCCCAGAUGCCCUUUCUCGAUUUGAAGCACAAUGAGCCGCUCCAGUGCUUCGUGAGCUGCCUGUACGAGGCACUGGAUCUGGACAGGUACAAUGUCCUGUUGGAGGAGGCCUUCAAGAACCAGGUGCAGACGAUCAUUCAGCACGAGAAGGCCGAUAUCAAGGAGUGCAGCGAUCUGCAGAGCAAGACACGCUGCGAGGCGGCCUACAAGUUGCACGUGUGCUACAAUCACCUGAAAACGCUCGAGGCGGAGCAGCGAAUCCGCGAGAUUCUCGAGCGGACGGAGGCGGAGAGCGAGGGGUUCGAGCCGGAUGGCAGCGACUUUAUUGACGGUACUCAGCACUCGGGCGAGUCAGUGACCACAGUUAAAUCGGAGUAGAUAGACAACUUUGUAUCUUUGGGCCUCAUAUCUUAUCGGUGUCUGCGUAACUAAAUGAGUGUAAAAGUAAAAUAAUUCCAUUUUCGGGCCCUUUAAAACUAUAAAUAAAUUGACUGCAUUUUAAAAUGUAACCUAUUUAAAGUUCGUACUAUUGCUAAGUUGGUAUAUAUAUAUUUAUUAUUACCAAUAAAGUCUAGGUUUGGGAGUAAUCUUUUUUUACGUAAA
Molecule: messenger RNA, 970 nt
Organism: Drosophila biarmipes
Lineage: Eukaryota; Metazoa; Arthropoda; Insecta; Diptera; Drosophilidae
Gene: Obp56c
Exons: 2
Coding region: 38-745 (235 amino acids)
Biological process (GO): sensory perception of smell
Molecular function (GO): odorant binding
Source: RefSeq, a predicted model, not a curated record